CUGAAGGUUGUGGAAAAAAAGGAAAUAAUUGCAAUUAUGAAAAAGGAACUUGUAGUGCUGAAGGAUAUAAGAAUUGUGAAAUUGGUAUAAAAUAUAGUAAAGAAGAUUCAAAACUAGUAUUAUUAGUUUUUGAUCCUCUUGGUUUUGGUGAUGCUUGA
This is a messenger RNA of Dentiscutata heterogama, 158 nucleotides long. Lineage: Eukaryota; Fungi; Glomeromycota; Glomeromycetes; Diversisporales; Gigasporaceae. The record is from the annotation of a GenBank genome assembly.